AUGCCGCCAAUUAAGCUCCCAAGGGCUACUUUAGAGCAGAAAAUCCAAAUACUAGACUAUUAUCACCAGUCGAAAAGACCGCAGCUGGAGACUGUUGAUAAGUUCAAGAAUGAGCUAUCGAUAUCUACAUCCUCCUUUAGCGAAUGGCUCAAGAAUGAGGAGGAUUUACGUGAAAGAUAUAACCAGGCCGGUGCGUUUCUGAAAUCAUCGAAAAGGAAAGUCAAGUUCAAGUACGAGAAGAUCAACCAUGCCAUGGACUCAUUGGUUCAGAGGAAGUUGGCCAACCAUGAGCCCAUCAAUGAACCUAUCUUGAGAGAGUACUGGUCGGUGUAUGCUCAUCAGUACGGGGUGGAGGAUCCUAAGAGAUUAGUUGGUUUCAGCCAUGGGUGGUUAUCACAGUUCAAGAAGAGACACGGUUUAGACAAGAAGAAGAUGAGUGGGAACUCGUUGACCGUUGUGUCUAGCAACAAUGGCAUUCCGUCAGGCAAUGGCAAUGUUGCUAAUGGAAGCCGCUCAAAUCAAGUGUUUGAUGCCAAUUUCGACAAUUCUAAUGCUACUUCUACAGGACCAGGGGCAGGGGGAGUGAGUGGCCCAGGACCUGAGCCAAACGACGUUGGCCAAGAUGAUUUCGGUGCCAGGUCGAGCUCAUCAUCCUCAACUUACGAUUUAAUGAACCCACAAGGGAACCAGGGCGGUUCCAACAAUAACAAUACAAGCGUGAAUCAACGCCAACCGGGCGCACAACAGCGACAACAAUCUCCCAAUCAAGUAGUGGUCGUGAACUCAUCCACAGUCCAGCCCUCGCCUGUCGUUCAACCAAACCUGAGUGGUAAUCAAUACAGGCAACAGCAACAGCAACAGCAGCAGCAACAAGUCAGUGGUUUUCAGAAUACAUCCCCGCUUGCAUAUUCCAAUUAUAUGUACCAGGAUGCAACAAGCCGCCAGAAUCAGUUCCUACUGAUGAACAACAAGAAUCCAACUUAUGAAUAUAACCGACAAAUAAGGGCACAACAACAACAGCAGCAGCAACAAGCGCAAGUACAGGCACAGGCCCAAGCGCAAGCACAGGCGCAAGCACAAGCACACGCACAGGCGCAAGCACAUGCACAAGCACAAGCACAGGCACACGUACAAGCUCAAGUACAAGCAGCCCAGGCUCAAGCACAAGCCCAGGCCCAAGCACAACAUAAUUUAAACCAUAGUCAGCUCCAACUGCAACAACAAUUACAUGGAAGGACUACUAGAUCCAAUGCUAAUAAUAAUACGAAUGGUAAUAAUAAUAGUAACCAUAAUACUAGCAACAAUAAUGCCAACCCGAAUAAUACCGCUAACAAUACCAAUAAUAAUGCCAACAAUACUAAUAAUAUGAAUAACCCCGGUAUUUCUCCGUCUGCAGCUAACGUUCAGGCACCAUCAGAGAUCUCUCUGUCAAUUAGUGCCUCCGAUAUUGAAAGAUUUAUAUAUAUGUUUGCUGAUAGAUUUUUUCAUGAUCAUCAGUUUGAGUAUCCUCAAACCAUUAAGAUCUUUCAAGAAUUCAAGAAUUCAUUUUUCAAUGAAAGAAUUAUCAGCAUGAAGCAACAACAAAUCUUGCAAGAUGCAGCUUCUGUACAACACCAGCUGAUAGGCAGCAUCGAUGAUUUCUUUUUGAGAAACAGUGUUAGCAAUACUGGAGAAGGGAACGGUAACUUGGUGCGCGGAGGGUCAGUAGUAGGAGGAAACAGUAACGGGACUGAUCCAGCUACUGUGGUGCUAUCAGCUGCAGCAGCAGCAGGUGCUCAAACCAAUUCUAAUGUAACAAAUGGAGACAACUCGGCAGCAAAUGGCAACAAUUCGAUAGGCGCGCCAGGUUCGAAAGGCAGGUAA
This is a messenger RNA of Dujonia railenensis, 1863 nucleotides long. Lineage: Eukaryota; Fungi; Ascomycota; Pichiomycetes; Serinales; Debaryomycetaceae. The record is from the annotation of a GenBank genome assembly.